CGAGGGGCGGCUGGGCGCGCAAACAAGGGGCGUAGCCGUCGCCGUCCGGCAGCCGCUGGCGGGGGGAGGGGCGGCCUGUGAAGCGAGCGGCCGGCGGCGUCGGUGCCCGCCCCGCAGCAGGAGCGCCGCGUCCUCCCCCGGGUCCUGCCUGUCCCCCUCGCCCGGCGGCCCGGGCCCUGCUCCGCCGCCGCGGGGUUUAAGAAGGCUAAAGCUUCACUAGAACUUUAACUAGAAUGGACAGUUACUUUAAAGCUGCAGUCUGUGACUUGGACAAACUACUUGAUGAAUUUGAACAGAAUACAGAUGAAUAUGACUGCUACAGAACAUCUCAAAAUCCGUACGACUCAAAACACCAUUCACUUUCUUCGGUUCUGGACUGCUUACAACAUGUAUACCCAACACCAAAACUGGAAGAGGAUGCUAACAAUUGUACUUCAUCAGAAGAAAUCUCUCUAGCUAGCCACAUUGGAACAAGUGAAGUGCUUCUGAGUUAUUCACCUCAAAAUGAGAAGAGUGUUGCUGGGCCUGAUCUUUUGUCCACUGUGGACAGCAGUUCCUUAAAUGAAAUUCAGGCUUCAAACCUGGGAAGGUGUAGUAUACCUGUGUGUGAUCUUGUUAAUGACACAGGUAACUCAAUCCAUUCAGUGGCUGCUCAUGAAGAUACUAAAAAGUUGCAGCCAGAUGACUUCCAGUACAGUGAAGGUUUGAUUGGCUUUGGCAUAUCUUGCAUACCUGUUCCUACUUGUGUGUCAUCAUCUGGUUGCAGCGGUGUUUCAGGUACAGAGCAGAGUGAUGGGGUCUCAAUGCUACAAGAUUCAGGACGUCUUAAAACAGAGGAGAUUAAUCAUUUAGCUUUAAAAUCACACAGUUAUGCUACAGCAAAGAUCUCGGAUCCAUGUGAUGAUGGACACAGGACAGAAUCUGUGAAGUGCAGUGAAGUAUUUGAUCAGCUUGAACAAACUGCUUGCCUUAAUACUGUAUGUGUCCCUGUAACACCACAGAAUUUGAAUGCGUACAGUCGCAAAGAUGAGAAAGCAUAUGAAAAAUUGCCUUGUGAACCCCGAGAUGAAAGUGCAUGUUCUGCAGUAAGCAGAGAGACACAUGAAAGAAAUGCCAUAGAAAAGGUAGACUCAAAAGAUGAGAGUAAUGUUGAAUCCAGGCCUUCAGAUCUGUCAAAGAGGCCUCCGUUGCACAAAAAACAUGCAACAUUACCUGGAAAUUGUGUUUUACCAUGUCAAGCAGGAGCUAAAGUAGAAUUGGAAAAGAAAAUCACAGAGGAGAAUGUAGGUAGUGAAGAACUUAAUAGCAAUGAAAUACUAAACAGUGUUUCAACUUCAUGUAUUUCAGUUGAGGAUGUCCAGGCCUCGCUGUCAUGUCUUCCACUUCCUGUAUCUAUAUGUGGUUCAUUAGUUGUAACGGAAGAAAAAGUUAAUCCUCUACAUCAAAAUGAAAUGGUGGAGGUUGUUAGUGAUAUUUUGACUGUUCAUACUGGAAGGUCUAGAACUGAUCUCUCCAGUAGGGAAUCCUGUGAAAACACUGACUUGCAUGAACAGGAAGAAUAUAUAGCUAAAAUCAAAGAAAGUAUUGUGGAAGAAAGUGCAGAUGGAGAGAAGUAUGACACUGAGAAUGUAAUUGAUGACAGUGAUUCUCAGCAAAUCAAAGGUUUUGCUCCUGCUUUUCUAGAAUACAAAGCUGAGCUGUAUGGUGUUGGUGUAGACUGUUACAACAAUGAAAGUAUGAGCUUCGCUAUGGCUGACUUUACUGUUGACGAGAAUGUUAUUAAAAGUGAUAGUCUAAUAAGCGAUGCUGAACUUGAUGAUUUCUUGUAUGGACAAAGUCUUCAGGGCAACAUGUUGAAGUCUUCAGACAAUGAUGCUAACUUAAUGGAAGUUGAUGCAGAUGAAGGGAAUUUAACAAAUGUGAACAACCUGGAUUUCAUAGAGGUCACUGAAGAACAUAGGCAAGCAAAACUGGAGGAGAUAUCAAGCAUUAAUAGUAAUCUUAAAGUAUCUCUUAUGGCCAAUGAAUCGGAAUCUGCAGUAGAAGAGGGUAUGUCUUGUAUCCAGGACAUGACCGAGAGUGGUAGUGAAAUACUAGUUUCUAACAUUUGUACUGGAGGUGCGAGACCAAAGCAGUUGCUUGGCCUUUCCCAAGGAGCUGUUGGUCAGAGACAACUGAAUAGAACAGAUGUACUUGAGAGAGAAAACCAGGAAGCCAGUUCUGUUACCCCAGAAGCUCCCCUCUCAGGCACCAGUGUAAAUGUUGGUAAAAGUUCUGACCCUGUGCACUCUGGGGAAAGCAGCUCUGAAGCUGGAGGAAAUCAAACAUCUGAAAAUGUAGAAUCACUUAAAUUAUCUGCAGCUCUCUCACGGAAACAGCCAUUGUGGGUUCCCGAUUCAGAGGCACCCAACUGCAUGAACUGCCAAGUCAAGUUCACAUUUACAAAAAGACGACACCACUGUCGUGCAUGCGGAAAGGUUUUUUGUGGUGGCUGUUGCAAACGCAAGUGCAAACUACAGUACAUGGAGAAGGAAGCAAGAGUCUGUACUGGCUGUUAUGAUCAUAUUAAUAAAGCACAGGCAUUUGAAAGGAUGAUGAGUCCAACUGGUACUGUCCCCAAGUCCAGUACCUCCUCUGAGUGUUCUUCUGCUGUCCCACCUUUGGAGGAAGCCCAGAUGUCUGGUAGUGCUCGCUCUCCUUCACCUUCUGCAUUGUUACCUAUCUCAGUACUUAAACAACCUCGUGUUGAAGGGCUGUGCCCCAAAGAACAGAGGAGAGUUUGGUUUGCAGAUGGUAUUUUGCCAAAUGGUGAAGUGGCAGAUACAAUAAAACUUUCUUCUGGAGCAAAGAGGUUGUCACGGGACUUCAGUCCAGUAAACCCUGACUUGCCAGAGAUGCAUAUGGCUGCCAACGCAGUGGAAGAUGGCAUACUAACUGAUGUAAAUCCAAAACUGAAGGAAGAAAUUGAUACUGUUACAAGAAUGGAGAAACCAUGUCCUUCUGUUUCUUCAGAUGAUGCACAGCAGUCUGUUCCAGGCCAGAGUGAGGUGGUACAUAGGUAUAAAUCUGUAACUCUGGAAACUAAAGAAUGCUCUCCUACUACAGAAGCUGAGAAGACUAGUUCCAGUUCAGUUGAUCAGACUGCAAGUGGUGUCCCCAUUAGCCCUUCAAGUUGCAGAGCACUGUGUGGUGUUGAAAACUGUGUUCGUAAAGAGAUCAGCCUUGUUCCUGAUGGUGAUAAACUGCCACCACUUUUGCUUGCAGUGGAUGAAAAAGGAAAAGGUCAUCUAGUGGAAGAAUGUCCAUCUCACCAACAGGUCACCUUGCUUCUUGUGGAAGGAAGUCCUAAUCCGUUAACUUUUAUCCUAAAUGCAAACUUGCUUGUAAAUGUCAAGCUAAUAACUUAUUCUUCAGAAAAGUGCUGGUACUUCUCAACAAAUGGACUACAUGGUUUGGGUCAGGCAGAAAUUAUCAUUCUGUUGCAGUGUUUGCCAGAUGAAGAGAUUUUUCCUAGUGAAGUAUUCAGAUUAUUUAUUGACAUCUAUAAGGAUGCAAUGAAAGGAAAAUUAAUAAGAAACAUGGAAAACAUCACUUUUACUGAAAACUUUCUCAGUAACAAAGAACAUGGAGGAUUCCUGUUUGUUUCGCCAAGUUUUCAGAAACUUGAAGAUCAAAUUCUACCAGAAAACCCUUUUCUUUGUGGCAUUCUUAUCCAUAAGCUAGAAAUACCCUGGGCAAAAGUUUUUCCAAUCCGUUUAAUGUUGAGAAUGGGAGCAGAAUAUGGGGCAUAUCCAACUUCUGUAGUAAGUUUCAGGGACCGGAAGCCACUCUUUGGAGAGAUUGGACAAACAAUUAUGAAUCUACUUGUUGACCUUAGAAAUUAUCAGUAUACUGUGCAUACCAUAGAAAAUCUGUUUGUUCAUGUGGAAGUGGGUAGAAGCUGUAUUAAAAUACCGCUAAGGAAGUAUAAUGAGGUAAUGAAGGUGAUAAACUCUUCUAAUGAACAUGUAAUUAGUAUAGGAGCAAGUUUUAAUACUGAAGCAGAUUCUCACUUAGUGUGCGUGCAGAAUAAGCACGGCCUCUAUCACACACAAGCAAUCAGUGCUACUGGACAUCCUAGGAGAGUUACAGGUGCAAGUUUUGUGGUGUUUAAUGGAGCUUUAAAAACAUCUUCAGGAUUUUUAGCUAAAUCCAGUAUAGUUGAAGAUGGACUAAUGGUACAAAUAACACCAGAAAUGAUGGAAAGCCUACGUCAGGCGUUAAGAGACAAGAAGGACUUUAAAAUAACUUGUGGAAAAACGGAUACAGGAGACAUAAAAGAAUAUGUAGAUAUUUGCUGGGUAGAAAAUGAAGAAAAAACAAACAAAGGCAUUUUAAGCCCAGUCGAUGGAAAAUCAUUGGAAGGAACUCAGCAUGAAAAAGUACCACACGGCAGAGACUUUGAAAGAGAGGGAAAAGUUCUGAAGUGUACCGAAGUGUACUAUUUUCUGAAGGACCAUGAACUAUCCGGUCCUGUUCCUCACCAGUUUGCUAAAGAGAUUGCUGUUGCCUGCAGUACUGCUCUUUGCCCACACCUUAAAACCUUGAAAAAUAAUGGGAUGAAUAAGAUAGGCUUAAGAGUUUCUAUUGACUCAGAUACGGUAAUCUUUCAACUCUUAUUGCAGACAUUCCAUUUCAACGGAAAUCUCUUUCUUGGAAAGAUGUUGGAUCUCUUUCUGAAUGUUUUUAGUUUUUUGCCCUACCCCAGCUCCAGACUGAGGAUGAAAUUUCACGAAGAAGCUGUCUUAAUGACUAGUUUUUCUUCAAAGUAGUAGUCCUGUUUCCUUAUUCUGCCCAAACUCCCUAAUAGCUGCUUGCAGUAAGCUACCAGUCCUUCCCUAGUUCUAACUCUCUGGCACUCAUCUGCCUCUAAGGUAAGUCAAUGUAGAGCAUCAUAGAACCAAUUUUCUGAUGCUUUUCUUGAAGUAUGUAGUUUUCUGCUGCUUUUGCUCCCUGAUGUAGUGCAGUAAGUGAUAAUUGCACCAAAAUCUGUACAGCAAAAAAGGACAGGUCUGCCCAGCUGAGUAUGGAAGAGAGGGGAAGGCAAGGCUAUCCAGCAUGUGACGCCCCUCAAAAGAUUACAAAACAGCAGAACAGUUUGGUUCCUUGCCUCUGAAGGUGUUCUUACCUUUUUUGAGAGAAGCUGGAAAUACAGUCCUGAAAAUCUAGUUUUCUGUAGUAUAUUUUGAAAUUAAUAGUAACUGUGAUAAUAGGAUGUAAUUGGAUCGCUCUUCAACAUCAGACUGAAGCAGUCUGGGACACAGAGGAAGAGGAUGUGUGGCCCUGUAAACCCAGGGGAAUAUUGCAUGCUUCUCAAUGAGAAGCCUAAUUGUCUGUGAUUGACCUCAAAACCCAUCCAGUUGCCAGUGUUUGUUAUUUUGUCACUUCAUGCUAGCUGAUAUAUUCUUUUACCAAGAUACUACACUUCUGCGUUAUCUUGUUAAUAUGAAAAGUAAUAUCAACCUUAAUGUGUUUUCCUUCUAGGUUGAGUACUUGGCCGGAUCUGGAGGCUACCUUCUUCCACAGAUCUAUCUGAAUGAAUUGGACAGUGCUCUGAUUCCUGUGAUUCAUGGUGGGAUGUCAGAUCCUAUGAGUCUACCAGUGAAAAUUGAAUUAAUAUUUUUCAUCAGAGAACAUCUGUUUUGAUGAGGCUGAUUACAGGCAAUACACUGAUUUGCUAGAUCUGAACACCAAAGUUAUAAUGCUACAAACACUAAAAAUGUUGAAGUUUCUAAACCUGUUAUGUUUUAAUAGAUUUUCAAACUUUUCUAAAACCCUCAAGUCCUCUCUGGUUACUUUGCCACAAAAGAACUGUAGUUUGUAAUGUUUCCUAAAGUUCUGAAAGUUUACACUUAAUACAGGUGCAGAAGAGGGCAGGUUUUGUUACCUCUUUACACAGUUGUAGCAUUUACUAUAUGUAGUGUAACUUUAAGCCAUACUAUCUUGCCUCUUAACCUCAGACAAGUGUUACUAAAAAUCGCUGUGGUUAGAUCUCAUCUCUGCAGCGUGUGCGUUCCAUCUAUAAAUGAGCUAAACACUGAAGUAGAAGCUGGCACAAAACUUCCCUUGCUGUUUGAGAUUCAAAUAUGAGCUCUUCUAUAGCUGUCUGCAAACUUCCAGCGUCAGUACAAAAUACAAGUGCACACUUUCUGACACUUGUUUAUGGUCAGCACAAGGAAGAAUUUUGCAGGUAUGUUUAUGAAGACUCUGUAGUUGAAAUCCUCAACAUUAUGAUGUUAUGCUGGUGCUUCAGGAAAACAUGCUCUGAAUUAAUUUUUUUACAAAGUAACUGAUUUCCUUCUUGUAUUUAUAAGGAUUUAUCUAACUAAAUGGAUGCUAUUUUUAUAAAUACUGCUGUUUUUUUCUUUACUCUGUGCUCAGCAGUCCUCAUACAAUUUGACCUUUCAAGGGUUAAAAAAGAACAGAUUACCCUUGAUGUAAUCUACACAUAGCAAUAAGUCAGACAAGAAUUCUGCAGAAUCCGUUCUGCUCCUGUCUACUGCUUUUGCCACCUCUUAGUAGCCACGUUUACUUUCAGGGAGAAUUGAUGUAUUAAGUGUGAAUUUUCAUGAACAGAUUGAUUUUUGGUGUACCUGAGCUUCUUGUAUAGUACAUAUUUUUGAUAUUGGGUCAUUAAGAUCUAUUUAUGUAUUUGUGAUGCAUGUGAUUUGUACUGAGGUUCAGCAAACCAUCACUGGGGUUUAGUAACUGUCACAAAAGUGUUUGUCAAGAACAGACCCAAAACUAAAGAUACACGAGUUCUAUAUUGUUUUCGGUAAAAAUGGUGGUGCAACUUUAUAAUGAGACUAUUGAAACUUUGAUGCCUUCUUGAUGCUAAUAGGGGAUAUUCUACGUUUUUGUAUCAAAAACAAUUGGUAACUUAACCUACUCUGCUCUGCUGUUACCUGUGCUUCAAAAUACUGGUUGUAGAAGGGUGUAGGCUUCAACAUGUUGCCCUGCAGGAAACUGAGGCCGUGUUUGUGCUAAUUAAUGUAACUUCUUCAGAGAAACUGCAGUUACGGGGAAGAGCUGAAGACGACACCACGCGGAGUAUGAACAAAACGCCUCCUUGCCUGCAAAGAAGCUGCAACCAGACAGUCGAGAAACCACCCGUGGCAGACUGAACAGCAGCUGAGGACUCAGUGGGUGGGAGAUGGCUGUUGCCCCGGCACCCUAUGGGUAAACCAUCUCUGUUCGUAGGGGUAACCAGAGGAACAGCUGCCUCUUGCCACUUACCCUGUACUCUCUCCUUCUAAGUAACGAUCAAUAAAGUUAACUAAGCUGCCUGA
This is a messenger RNA of Aquila chrysaetos chrysaetos, 7328 nucleotides long. It is a transcript of the gene ZFYVE16, whose product is annotated as zinc finger FYVE-type containing 16. Gene Ontology annotation, molecular function: metal ion binding. Gene Ontology annotation, cellular component: early endosome membrane. Gene Ontology annotation, biological process: endosomal transport; protein targeting to lysosome. Bases 234 to 4811 code for a protein of 1525 amino acids. The record is from RefSeq and is a predicted model, not a curated record. The transcript is spliced from 17 exons. Lineage: Eukaryota; Metazoa; Chordata; Aves; Accipitriformes; Accipitridae.